Messenger RNA from Triticum turgidum subsp. durum (durum wheat), 1974 nucleotides. The record is from the annotation of a GenBank genome assembly. NCBI's taxonomy places the organism in Eukaryota, Viridiplantae, Streptophyta, Magnoliopsida, Poales, Poaceae.
AUGAACGAUGUUGGCUUGCAUCACCCUGUUGUUGAUGAGACCAGUCAUAAUGUUGAGGAUGCUGUUGACCAUGGAAUUAAUGAUCCAUCCACUGAUAAGUGCAAGGGUCCUAUUGUUGGCGAUGAGCCUUGUUUGCCCAUUGGUGAUGUUGCUUUGAAUGUUAGCAGCAGCAAGAUCGAUGAUGUUGAUGUGAAUGCUUCCAAGAUUACUGAUGUUGAGCGUGAGGUUGUCCUUAGUGGUGGAGAUGAUGCUCGUGGUGUUCCAUUGAGUAGUGGGCGCAAUGUUGGUAACAAAGUUGCUGAUGAGGAUGCUGGCGCUGCCGGCAUACUUGAUGCCAAAUCGCCUGGUGUUGGUAUUGCUGGGAAUGAAAAUGUUCCUGAUUGUGAAGAUUUUCCGCCGGAGAAUUUCCCGCUUGGAGGUCUUGAUUACGGUGAUGCAUUGCAAGAUGCUUCUAGCAUGGAGGAGGAACUACUGUCAUCGUCAAACCCUGAUGGUCCAGAAAGUGGUAAUGUUGUUAAGGUUGAUACGUUUUUCUUCGCUGUUACGAGGUUGCGCACGAACCGUAUGAAAUGUCACAAGCCAAUGUUUCAAAAUAAAGAAUGUGAUGCCAGUGUUGGUUCUAUUGCUAAAGCAUUUGUCCCCACUGGCAUGCUCAACUUAGACAGUGCUGACGUUCUUUUAUAUUUUCUAUGUCAGAAGUACCGAGACACUAACAAGUUGAUAGUUCCCAGAUGGGUGACGCUUCUUUUCCCUACAUUUGAUCCACCGUCAUUUGUGGCUACCAUGAAGCCUAGCGAAGAAUCUGGGCAUUGGUGCUUGAUUGGUCUGAAUUUGAGGUUCCGUCGUUUCGAGUGUCUUGAUUCACUCCGUGAUGAAACCUGGGGUGAUGCAGUUAGAUUCUUAAGGAAUAUGACAGAUAAUAUAAAGAAGCUUUGGAGGGAGUCGAGUGUAGAUAGGGCCAAACCGUUCUCGCCGGUGCAUAUUGAUGGUUUCUCUUGCGAGUUUGUGCGGGUGCCGCAGGUCGAUUACAGCCAUGAAGACAUUCUUGACAUUAGGAAGACUUUGUUGUAUACCUGCGCAACUAGCGAUGUGUUUGAUGUUGACUUCCGAGGUUUGUUUGGCAUCAAACCCUGUGAGUGCCUGGAUCUUGGUGAGCAUGACUACAGGUUCUUUGGCAGCCAGUUCUUGAAGCUCGAGCGGUGUUAUGAAGGGGUGGUUGGGAGCUCUGAGAGGUUCUACGGCUGCUUGUGCAGAGAGCCCUACUACACCCAAGAAUCCCAUUGUGACAGCGAUGAUGAUGUGUUUGACAAGAUUGCUAGCGUUGGAAGAGUCACGAGGAGCGCUGCUGCCAAAGGUUUAUCUCCCCUUGCUGGAAUAGUGGCUCGUAGAGCUGGUGGUGCUAGGAAAGAUCCUGCUUUGGAUUCUGGCAAUGUUGUAAGCACGAAGCGUGCGCCCAGAGCUCCUAUAAAGUUUUGCUCCCCUAUGCAGCAGCUUCACCCUCAUAAAUUCCCUCACCUGGACAAGGCUCGCAGGUUGUAUAAUCUGUUGCUUAGUGAUGAAUGGCGUGAGAAGUAUGCCGAGAAUACAUUCUCAAUGAUACCUCAGCCUGAUGAAAGCGUAACUAGCUUCACCAGGAAUCGCAUUUGGGAAGUUUUUACACCUGGGCAAAUGAUGGAGGGUGAUGUAAUGGAUUUCCUCAUUGAUGAUUGGAAGCAAGACCCCGAGAGAAAUGCUGAUUUCGCAUCUGGGAAAAGGAUAUUGCUGAGUCCAUAUUUCAUCACGGUUGUGCUUGACUGUUCGUUUUACGGUGAUGAAAAUAAAGUGUUUAAUGUGGAGAGUGCACCGAGAGAUUUCAAGAGCUAUGUUAAAGAUAAGGAAGACUUGCUCAGUGCCGACCUAAUUUCUAGAUUGGUCCAAGUAAUGAAGGCUAUGUAUGGUGAUGCUCAGUACAAUGUGAGCAAGCAGCCCAAUUAG